AUAGCAUCAAGCCGAGCUCCAGGCCCUCUAAAACGAAUCUUUCAUCCACGGGGCGUCUCCCUUGAGGUCGUACCUCGAUCAAUCCCUUCUCAUCCGGGACACCCGUUGAAGAACAAGAAACGCUCGGAUAUCCCCAGCGGGCUCUUGCUCCCCUCGGACGCACUAAGGCUUUCCCUCUCUCUUCCCAACCUGGCUUUCGGUGGUGACAAGGAUGAUGUCGAUGUCGAGGACCGGGUCCACCUUCAUCUAAGCCCGACAGAAGACCUCAUUCACCCUCAAGCCAAGAUCAAUUACCUUUCUUCUUCCGGAGAGAUCCUCUCAACGACCCCCCUGUUCGCACACGAUCACGCCAACCGACUAUAUUCGGGCGAAGUCAUUGCAGAUGGGUUCUCGGAUAAGAGAUUCGAGGAGGAUAAGAUUGGCAAUGGGGGAUUGUGGUAUCACCCUGCUAGUGGGCCUGAACGAGGCGUCCGGGGUUGGGCUAGUAUACACGUCUAUGAGAGCGGGUUGGAGGUCGAAGGAUUGAAGUCGGGAAGGCCUAUGUUUGGGGGCACGAUCAACGUGGAUGGACGAGUGUGGAACGUGAUGACCCGAGAGAAUUACCAGAGGCAUAGGCAAGAGUUUGAUCCGGUCGUCAUGGAAGAAAGCGAGGAUGGGGAAAUGGUCAUCUUCUUGGAGGGAGAUCAUCAUCCUAACCCUCGGGAUGCUCACGCCCACGCGCACAAGGACACUGGGGCAGAGACGACGACAGGGUGCGGGCAUGAUACGAUCGAGUGGAAUAUGGACAAUACCACGCAUCCCGUUCGGCGACCUCGGACCCCGGCUCCCGUCUCUCCCUGGUGGAGCUCUUCCGCUGUCGACUCCCUUCCCGACCUCUUUGCCGAUUACCCGGAAACUCCUCGCACGACCAAAUUGAGGCGUGAUGAUAUCCCUACGGGCGGUACGACCAACCCGAACACGAACUACAUCAACUCGAUCGGAUCGACCUCGGGAUGUCCGGGCGAACAGAGGGUCGUCUAUGUCGGGUUCGCUGCGGACUGCAACUAUGUUGGGACUUAUGGAGGUGCUGAACAGGCCAGGACGCAGAUCUUGACAAAUAUGAACUCUGUCUCCAAUCUCUAUCGACAGACCUUCAACAUCUCAUUGGGAAUCAUCGAGCUCAACGUCGUCAACGAUACCUGCGCUACGUCUUCCUCGGGCGCUUUACCGUGGAAUGUCGAGUGCUCAAAUACGAUCACGCUGAACGAAAGACUGUCCCUCUUCUCUCAGUGGAGAGGAUCUUCGGGAACUCCAGAUGCCGGGUUAUACCAUUUGGCCACGGCAUGCGCGACGGAUACCGAAAUUGGAGUAGCCUGGUUGGGGACCAUCUGUCAGACCGGCAGUAAUCAGCAGAGCAGCGGUUUCGUUAGCGGGACCGGUGUUAGCGUGGCGACCAGGUCCGAGUGGAGUCUGAUUUCGCACGAAAUGGGUCAUAACUUUGGUGCAAUCCACGAUUGUACGAGCGCGUGCUCGCUCUCGGGCUCGUGUUGUCCUUUCUCGUCGAGUUCAUGUGACGCGGGUCAGCGAUACAUCAUGAACCCGUCGACAUCCACGAGCGAUCCGCAGGUCAUGUUCUCGCCCUGCAGUGUGGGCAACAUCUGUUCCCUCAUGCAGCAGAACGCGUUGGACUAUAGCUGCGUGGUUCCUCCUGGAGGGAGGACAGUGUUGAGCUUGCAGAGCUGUGGCAACGGGAUUCUGGAAGACGGCGAGGAUUGUGACCCUGGAUCAGACGGAUCUUCGCCUUGUUGCGAUUCUGCUACUUGCAGAUUCAUUAACGGAGCCGUCUGCGAUCCCGCCACCGAUGCAUGCUGCACUGGGCAAUGCGCGUAUGCCUCGAACAGCACGCUCUGCCGCGCAUCGGUCGAUGAGAACUGCGACACUCCCGAGUACUGCACCGGGUCUUCCCGAAGUUGUCCCUCCGACAGGACCGCGGAGGAUGGGACCGGGUGCGGUAAUGGGUUGGCUUGCGCCAGCGGACAGUGUACUUCGAAUGAUCUUCAAUGCCAGACCGUCGGAGCUUCGAGGAACCUGACGCAAGCGUGUAACCAACGGGGAGAUAGGAGCUGUGUCGUAUCGUGUCAAGAUCCUCAGUCCUCCAACCGAUGUCUCAUUCUUCAAUCGCCACUCAUCGACGGAUCACCUUGUGGCUACGGAGGCAAUUGUUAUAACGGGACCUGCAGUAGUGGCAGUGUUGGGGAGCAAGUCAGCUCGUGGUAUACCCAAAACAAGAACAUCUCGAUCCCCGUGACGGUUGUCGGCGGAUUGAUAGUGAGUACCCUCGAUCCUGGUGGUUGUGGGUCGGAGCGCUUGUGCUGA
Molecule: messenger RNA, 2355 nt
Organism: Filobasidium floriforme
Lineage: Eukaryota; Fungi; Basidiomycota; Tremellomycetes; Filobasidiales; Filobasidiaceae
Product: Metallo-peptidase family M12-domain-containing protein
Exons: 8
Biological process (GO): proteolysis
Molecular function (GO): metalloendopeptidase activity
Source: RefSeq, a predicted model, not a curated record